Messenger RNA from Knipowitschia caucasica, 5886 nucleotides. NCBI's taxonomy places the organism in Eukaryota, Metazoa, Chordata, Actinopteri, Gobiiformes, Gobiidae. The record is from the annotation of a GenBank genome assembly.
AUGGCACCCCCAGGACCAGACAGUUUUAAAUACUUCACGCCAGAGUCGCUCGCUAACAUCGAGAAGCGCAUCCAGGAGGAGAAGAACAAGAAACCUCCGAAGCCGCGGUCCGACAGCAGUCACCGCGACACCUCCGACGACAAUGAGGCCAAGCCCAACAGCGACUUGGAGGCGGGGAAGAGCCUGCCCUUCAUCUAUGGAGAUAUUCCGGCCGGGAUGGUGGCCACGCCGCUGGAGGACCUGGACCCUUUUUAUAUGAACGCAAAAACAUUUAUAGUCCUAAACAAAGGGAAAACAAUCUUCCGCUUCAGUGCCACGCCCUCCUUGUACAUCAUAAGUCCUUUUAAUCUUCUAAGACUCAUAGCUAUUAAGAUUUUGAUACACUCAUUAUUCAGCAUGAUCAUCAUGUGCACCAUUUUGACCAACUGUAUUUUCAUGACAUUUAGUGACCCUCCUGAGUGGUCCAAGCAAGUAGAGUACACCUUCACGGGGAUCUACACUUUUGAGUCGCUCACUAAAAUUGUGGCUCGAGGUUUUGCGAUAGACGGCUUCACUUUCCUCAGAGAUCCCUGGAACUGGCUGGAUUUCAUGGUCAUCUCUAUGGCAUACGUCACAGAGUUUGUGGACCUGGGGAACGUAUCAGCGCUGAGGACAUUCAGGGUGCUGCGAGCGCUCAAAACCGUCGCUGUCAUUCCAGGCCUGAAGACCAUUGUGGGCGCCCUGAUCCAGUCGGUGAAGAAGCUGUCGGACGUGAUGAUCCUGACCGUGUUCUGUCUCAGUGUGUUCGCUCUGAUCGGACUGCAGCUCUUCAUGGGGAACCUCCGACAGAAGUGCGUCUUCUGGCCCAUCAACAUGACCGAGCAAUACCUGGCCAACGGCAGCCGCGGCUUCGACUGGGACGAGUACAUCAUGAACGACACUAACUUCUACUUCCUGCACAAUCAGCUGGACGCUCUUCUCUGUGGGAACAGCUCAGAUUCAGGCCGCUGUCCGGAGGGGUUCACGUGUAUGAAAGCCGGUAGGAACCCAAACUACGGCUACACCAGUUUCGACAGCUUCGGGUGGGCCUUUCUCACGCUCUUCCGACUCAUGACACAGGACUUCUGGGAGAAUCUCUACAUGCUGACGCUGCGGGCCGCGGGGAAAACCUACAUGAUCUUCUUCGUGCUGGUCAUCUUCGUGGGCUCGUUCUACCUGGUGAAUCUGAUCCUGGCUGUGGUGGCCAUGGCCUACGAGGAGCAGAACCAGGCCACCAUGGAGGAGGCGGAACAGAAGGAGGCCGAGUUCAAGGCCAUGUUGGAGCAGCUCAAGAGGCAGCAGGAGGAGACGCAGGCGGCUGCCAUGGCCACCUCGGCUGGGACCGUGUCGGAGGCGGCUCUGGAGGACGAGGGCGGAGGACACCUGUCCCGAAGCUCCUCCGAGGUCUCGCGCCUCAGCUCCAAAAGCGCCAAAGAGCGACGCAACCGCAAGAAGAAGUGGCGUCAGAAAGAGCAGGAGAAGGAGAAAGGGGACAGCGAGAAGGUGGUGAAGUCCGAGUCCGACGACGGGAGCAAACGGAGCACGCUACGAUUCCCCGGGACCAGGCUGGGGAGGAAGACGUCCAUCAUGAACCAGUCCCUGCUCAGCAUCCCCGGCUCCCCUUUCAUGUCGCGCCACAACAGCCGCAGCAGCAUCUUCAGCUUCAAAGGCCGCUCCAAAGACAUGGGCUCCGAGAACGAAUUUGCGGACGACGAACACAGCACGGUGGAGGAGAGCGAGGAGCGACGAGGCUCUCUCUUCAUCCCCUAUAGACGCAACAGCUACAGCGGGUACAGCCAGGGCUCGUCCCGCAUACACCCCCUGGCCCCGCCUCACCCUGGGGGAAAGCGGAACAGCACCGUGGACUGCAACGGAGUGGUGUCGCUGAUCGGACCGGGGCCAGGCCGGAGGCUCCUGCCUGAGACGACAGAUGUGGAGUUGAAGAAGAAGCACUCGGGCUCACUCAUGGUGUCGGUGGACCAGCUCAACUCCUCCUUCAAAGAAAAAGACCACACCAAGAGCCAGAUGAGCGUGGUCACCAACACUCUGCUCGAGGAGCUGGAGGAGUCUCAGCGGAAGUGCCCCCCCUGCUGGUACAAGUUUGCAAACGUCUUCCUGAUCUGGAGCUGCUGUCCCAUGUGGCUGAAGAUCAAACACGUGGUCUAUUUGAUUGUGAUGGACCCGUUCGUGGACCUGGCCAUCACCAUCUGCAUCGUCCUCAACACGCUCUUCAUGGCCAUGGAACACUACCCCAUGACGCCCGAGUUCGAAGGCGUGUUGGCCAUGGGAAACCUGGUCUUCACGGGGAUCUUUGCUGGGGAGAUGUUUGCGAAGCUGGUCGCCAUGGACCCGUACUAUUACUUUCAGGAGGGCUGGAACUGCUUUGACGGCUUCAUUGUGACGCUGAGUUUAGUGGAGCUGGGUCUGGCCGACGUGGAGGGUCUGUCUGUGCUCCGAUCCUUCAGAUUGUUGCGAGUCUUCAAACUGGCAAAGUCGUGGCCCACGCUCAACAUGCUGAUAAAGAUCAUCGGGAACUCGGUGGGCGCCCUGGGUAACCUCACCCUGGUGCUGGCCAUCAUCGUCUUCAUCUUCGCCGUGGUGGGGAUGCAGCUGUUUGGAAAGAGUUACAAGGACUGCGUGUGUAAGAUCGCCCAGGACUGCGAGCUGCCGCGGUGGCACAUGAACGACUUCUUCCACUCUUUCCUGAUCGUGUUCCGCGUUCUGUGCGGCGAGUGGAUUGAGACCAUGUGGGACUGCAUGGAAGUGGCGGGCCAAACCAUGUGUCUGACGGUGUUCAUGAUGGUGAUGGUGAUCGGGAACCUGGUGGUGUUGAAUCUGUUUCUGGCUCUGCUGCUGAGCUCCUUCAGCGCUGAUAACCUGGCGGCCACAGACGAUGAUGGAGAACCCAACAACCUGCAGCUCGCCAUGGCCCGGAUCCACAAGGGGGUGGCCUGGUUCAAACUCAACAUGAGAGCGGUGGUGGCACAGGUGCUCAAGAAGCCAAUCGAGGACGAGCAGAAGCCGCUGGACGACAUGUACGAGGAGAAGCUCAAGUGCAUCGCUAACCACGCGGUCGACAUCAACCGUGAGAUGGACUACGCCAAGAACGGCAACGGCACCACGAGCGGCAUCGGCAGCAGCGUGGGCAAAUACAUGAUCGACGAGGACUACAUGUCCUUCAUCCACAACCCCAACCUGACCGUGUGCGUGCCCAUCGCCGUGGGAGAGUCGGACUUUGAGAACCUCAACACAGAGGACUUCAGCAGUGAAUCAGACGUGGAGAACAGUAAAGACUUGGACGACACGAGCUCCUCUGAGGGCAGCACCAUCGACAUCAAGCCGGACGUGGAGGAGGUGGCCGUGGUGGAGGUGGUGGAGGAGUACCUCGACCCCGAGGCCUGCUGGACGGACGAGUGCAUCGCCAAAUACAAGUGCUGUGACGUGCCCAUCACUCACGGUUGGGGGAAGUACUGGUGGUUCCUCAGAAAAACCUGUUACCUGAUCGUGGAGCACAACUGGUUUGAGACGCUCAUCAUCUUCAUGAUUCUACUGAGCAGCGGAGCUCUGGCCUUUGAGGACGUUUACAUCGAGCAGAGGAAGACGGUGAAGAUCAUUCUAGAAUACGCAGACAGAGUGUUCACCUACAUCUUCAUCCUGGAGAUGUUGCUCAAGUGGGUCGCCUACGGCUUCGUCAAGUACUUCACCAACGCCUGGUGCUGGCUCGACUUCUUCAUCGUCGACGUGUCUAUAGUCAGCCUUAUAGCUAAUGCACUGGGCUACUCCGAUCUAGGCCCGAUUAAGUCCCUCAGGACACUGAGGGCCUUGAGGCCCCUCAGAGCCCUUUCACGUUUUGAAGGGAUGAGGGUUGUGGUCAACGCCCUGGUGGGGGCCAUUCCCUCCAUCAUGAACGUGCUGCUGGUGUGUCUCAUCUUCUGGCUCAUCUUCAGCAUCAUGGGAGUCAACCUGUUCGCCGGAAAAUACUACUACUGCUUCAACGAGACCGCAGAGGAGUACUUCCUGCCGGACGAUGUCAAUAACAAGUCAGAGUGCCUGGCGCUGAUCAGUCAGAACUACACAGAGGUCCGAUGGAAGAACGUAAAAAUCAACUUUGACAACGUGGGGUCCGGCUAUCUGGCUCUGCUGCAAGUGGCCACAUUCAAAGGGUGGAUGGACAUCAUGUAUGCUGCCAUAGACUCCCGAAGAGUGGGGGACCAGCCGGCGUACGAGGACAACUUGUACAUGUACAUCUACUUUGUCAUCUUCAUCAUCUUCGGCUCCUUCUUCACCCUGAACCUCUUCAUUGGUGUCAUCAUCGACAACUUCAACCAGCAGAAGAAAAAGUUUGGAGGUCAGGACAUCUUCAUGACGGAAGAGCAGAAGAAAUACUACAACGCCAUGAAAAAACUCGGCUCCAAAAAACCACAAAAGCCCAUUCCGAGACCACAGAACCAAUGCCAGGGGAUGGUGUUUGACUUUGUGACGCAGCAGGUCUUCGACAUCUCCAUCAUGAUCAUGAUCUGUCUGAACAUGGUGACGAUGAUGGUGGAAACAGACGAUCAGUCGGAGGAGACGGAGAAUGUGUUGUACUGGGUGAACUUCGUCUUCAUCGUGGUCUUCACUGGAGAGUUUCUGCUCAAGCUGUUUGCGCUCAGACAUUAUUACUUCACCAACGGCUGGAACAUAUUCGACGUGGUGGUGGUCAUCCUCUCCAUUGUGGGCAUGUUCCUGGCAGAUCUGAUUGAGAAGUACUUUGUGUCUCCCACUCUGUUCCGUGUCAUCCGAUUGGCUCGUAUCGGCCGAAUCCUGCGUCUGAUCAAAGGCGCCAAGGGCAUUCGGACUCUGCUGUUUGCCCUGAUGAUGUCGCUUCCCGCUCUGUUCAACAUCGGCCUGCUGCUCUUUCUGGUCAUGUUUAUUUUCUCUAUCUUCGGAAUGUCCAACUUCGGCUACGUCAAGCACGGAGCCGGAAUUGACGACAUGUACAACUUUGAGACUUUCGGCAACAGCAUGAUCAUUUUGUUCAUGAUCACGACUUCCGCUGGUUGGGAUGGACUCCUCUUGCCAAUUCUGAACUAUCCUCCCGACUGCGAUCCGAAGUUGGAAAACGCUGGAACUCCCUCCACCGGAGACUGCGGCAACCCCUCUGUGGGAAUCUUCUUCUUCGUCAUGUACAUCAUCAUAUCCUUCUUGAUCGUGGUCAACAUGUACAUCGCUAUCAUCCUGGAGAAUUUCAGCGUGGCCACAGAGGAGAGUGCGGAUCCGUUGAGCGAAGAUGAUUUCGAGACGUUCUACGAGAUCUGGGAGAAGUUUGAUCCGGACGCGUCACAGUUCAUCAGUUAUUCCAAACUUGAGGACUUCGCUGACGCCUUGGAACACCCUCUACGCGUCCCCAAACCAAACACGAUUGAGCUAAUCGCCAUGGACAUGCCAAUGGUGAGUGGCGACCGCAUCCACUGCCUCGAUAUCCUUUUUGCCUUCACUAAGCGAGUCCUGGGAGACAGCGGCGAGCUAGACAUGCUUCGGCAGCAGAUGGAGGAGCGAUUCGUUGCGGCCAACCCUUCCAAAGUGUCUUACGAGCCCAUCACCACCACUUUACGGCGAAAGCAAGAGGAAGUCUCCGCCAGGGUCAUCCAGAGGGCUUACCGCUCGUAUCUGGCCAGGCGUGGCUUCGUCUGCAAGCGCAAACCGGUCAAAAACAAGCCCGAAAACGAGGACAAUCAAGAGAAGAAAGAGGGAACUCCGUCUACUGCCUCCCUGCCUUCUUACGACAGCGUGACCAAACCGGGAAAACAGGAAGACAACGCGGAGGACAAGGGCGGGCGCAAGGAAAAAGGCCGAAACCAAAAAGACAUCAGGGAAUCAAAAUGCUAA